UCCGGAGCCAGGGAAGAGGCAGAAGCUGUGGUGUGAAAAUGAAUUUGGAGGAAGGCCUGCCACCUGAUAUCAACAAUCAAGAUAAACGACAAAUGAAAGAAAAGCUGGAAGUCAUGGACAACUUACCAGGAUCACCAUGCAGACCAUACCAAUUUGGUUAUUACCAUGACACCCAUAGAUACAUAGAGAACUACAUUCUUAAUGUCACAGAGUCUGGUCCCUUAGACUUAAUUGAACCCUGUCACGAGUUCAAGGCUUUUGUCAAUGUAACAGAUGAAACUAGAAUGGGCAAGUUCAGUUAUGAGGUUAUUCGCUUUGCUUCUGCCUGCAUGAAUAGCCGCACCAAUGGUACCAUCCACUUUGGAAUAGGGGACAAUCCAGACUUCAUCCAUGGCCAAGUCCUUGGAGUGGUGGUAAAAGACAAAGAGGCUUUUAUACAUAAACUUAAAAAAGCCAUUGAUUAUUGUUUUGAGCUUAGAUACAAACAGGAUGCUCAAAGUUGCAUCAGAACUCCCCGAUUUGUUGAGGUUCUCAACAAGAAUCAGACAUCGUCAUACAAAUGUGUAAUUGAAGUGGACAUUGUUCCUGAAUCUCUUAUCUGUGAGGAAAACUUUUACUGCGUUGUAAAUUUGGAUGAACUAAUAGACAAAAAAAAAGGUAAAGAAAGAGUCCCUAAAACAAAAUCAAGGAAAUUGUUUGUCAGAGAUGGCGGCAGCAGCCGAAAUCUCCUUUCAAAAGUCACAUCUGACACACCAAUGGUAGUGUACGACAAGUUCAAUGCCGGGAGGUCCAAACUGUUUGAUCGCCGAAAACAAGCCGAACUUAAAGUGAUAAAAAGCAGCACUCAGGGAUCUAGACUAAGUUACAUGAUCACUGGUGGAUCUCUCUCUUUAGACAAGUCGCAGGUAUUGUAUUUUAAAAAGUAUUUAAUAGUAGCAAACAAGUCACAUCCAAUGCAGCUUAAAUCACUUGGAUUUCUGACUGAGCUCAAUCCAACAGCUGUUUUAGACUUUGACCCAGAAUCGGCCACAAAUGGUUUACAGAGGCACUUAGCAAAGCAGAGUACUGUAUUUGUUAAUUUACCUGUAAGGUACAAAGUUAAAAAAAAAGGAGUCCAGGACAUUGCUGAAGACUUGAAAUUAACACAAGGAACCAGCUGGGUGUUCUGCAAUGGAGGUAUUGAAGACGAGAGUCCGUCAGACAUAGACCAGUGGUUUGAGGAAAAGGGAGCAUCUGUUCUGGACGUGGUCUCCUUCUUGUGCCGUACAGAUGUGCUUCCAAACAAGAGAUUCCUUGUUGUUUUCUUAAUUCUGUCAACAGUGAGUGAUCAGAUGGACCCACUUGUUGAGACCUUUGUUAAAUUCUACAAUGAGCUUAAAGGCAAAGAGCAAAUCCUUUGUUUAUGUGAAAAUGAAAAAGCAUUUACCUCCUGGAGAGACUUAAUUGAGGCUCGGUGUAAAAUCGACAUCUCUGAUAGAUGCAUAUAUGAGCUGAGUUUUCCUGAGAUCAAUGGCACUGUCCUCAGUCUUUUCUCUGAAAACCGUAGAUCCAGACGUUUCCUGCCCUGUGGUGGGGGAAGCAGUGUGCUAUUAGGGAGUGAAGUGGAGCAUAGUCUGAAUACCUUGGAGGUUCUGUGUGUGAACCAGUGUGAGGGAGGAAAUGAGGACAAACUUCAAACAGAGGAGAACUUUUACAAUGGGGGAAAAGUAUCAUGGUCGAAUUUGUACUUCUUAGAAAAAUAUGGAUCCAAAUCGUUCAUUAAACGGGAAAGGUUUGACUACAUUAUCAAGACAGUCAUACCAGAAUUGUGCUCCCAGACGAAAGCCUGCGAGUUGUUCCACCUCAUGCAUGUACCUGGAUGUGGUGGGACGACUUUGGCCAUGCAUACUUUGUGGGAUCUCCGUCACAGUUUCCGUUGUGCUGUCCUCAAAAAUUGCAGUGCUGAUUUUGUUAAAGUAGCUGAACAAGUAGUCAAACUUUUGAUGUAUGAUCACAAGGACCAACUCCCACGGGUCCCUGUUUUGCUAAUGCUAGAUGACUUUGACGACAAGGAAAAAGUCUUUGAACUCCAGCAGCUCAUUGAAAAAGAAUGUGCAAAUAAAGACAUCCGGUCCAAGACUGCACAGGUCAUUCUCCUGAACUGUAUGAGGUCUGAGUCCCCUGUACCAACUGCACAAUCUGGAAACACAGUUUUCCUCGGCAAUAAUCUCUCUGAUAAUGAACAGAGACUGUUUGAGGCAAAACUGAUUGAAGUAGAAAAAAAACGCAAGAAUGUUGAAACAUUCUAUGACUUCAUGUUCUUGAAGAAAAACUUAAAGUCAGAGUAUGUUGAAGGUGUGGCCCGCAACACCUUGAAGAACUUUGAUGUGAAUCAGAAACAUGCACAGCUCCUGGCUGUUUUGGCUCUGCUCGGUGUUUCUCGCAAGGGUUCCUCUCUCCCCAUCUCUCUCUGUGAAGAAUUUCUAGAUCUUAAACCCAAACCAGUUUGUGGCUCUGUCGAGGUUGAAGAAGGAUUUGAAAAAUUUUCCCCUCUGAUUGCCAGGUGUUCAGUUCACUAUUUGAAAAUAAUUCACCCAAGAUUAGCCCGGUACUGUCUACAGGAACUCACAAAAACACACAAUGUGAGCAUGGCUGAAAUACCUAACUUCCUACCGACCACAAACGCACUCUAUGAGAGCACUGAAGGCGUAGACAAACUCCUAAAAGAUGUUCGCCAGAUUUUGAUGAAGAGAUGUCAUUCUCUAGAGGAGGAAUCUCAGUCUUUUUCAUGAAUUCACGAUAUUAAGCACUGGCUGAAGAAUGGCUUCACAAACUUCAAGAAAAAGCUUAGUAGCAUAUAAGUUCAUUGUAAAAACUCAAGUAAAAAAAAUUAAAAUACAAUACAAUACAAUACAAAAAAAAAAUACAAUUU
Molecule: messenger RNA, 2911 nt
Organism: Notolabrus celidotus (New Zealand spotty)
Lineage: Eukaryota; Metazoa; Chordata; Actinopteri; Labriformes; Labridae
Product: sterile alpha motif domain-containing protein 9-like
Exons: 2
Coding region: 39-2771 (910 amino acids)
Cellular component (GO): cytoplasm
Source: RefSeq, a predicted model, not a curated record